CGCGAGAGGGCGACCGUUGGGGCGGUUGGCCGCCCGGCCCCCUCCCCGCAGCCGCCGCCGCCGCCGCCGCCGAGGCGAAGGAGGGAGGCGCCGAAGCGGCCAUGAAGGCGGGAGCAACGUCCAUGUGGGCUUCCUGUUGUGGGUUGCUGAAUGAAGUCAUGGGGACUGGAGCUGUUCGAGGCCAACAACCUGGAUUUGGGGGUGGGGCAAACCCAUUCAGGUUUGCACCAAGUACAGACUUCACCGUGUAUACCUCUUCAGCAGCCGGAGGAGCAAAUCUAGUCUGUAAAUCUUGUGGUCUCUCAUUCUCAGUGUUCAGGAAAAGGCAUGUCUGCUGUGAGUGCAAGAAGGAUUUCUGCUCCAUGUGCUCAGUCUUCCAUGAGAACCUCCGAAGAUGUUCUACCUGUCAGUUGUUACAGGAGACAACAUUCCAGCGGCCACAGCUGAUGCGCCUGAAGGUGAAAGAUCUGCGCCAGUACCUGGUUCUUAGGAACAUCCCAACAGAUACUUGUCGAGAAAAGGAAGACUUGGUGGACCUUAUCCUGUGCCAUCACGGAUUGGCUUCGGAGGAGGAUACAGACACUAGCAGCUUGUAUUCGAUACGGUCACAGACCUCUAGUUUUUCUACACAUCCCAUUUCUCUGUCAGGAUCGAUGUCAUCCUCUCAGGGAGAACUUGCAAACAGGCAUGAGAGCACAGGAAGUGAAAUGCAGUUGCAGGGACAGGGCGAGAGACUUUUGGCAGAUCUUGGUGAAGAGGAGGAAAGUGCAGAAGGGCAGACACCAGGACAGUCCCGGAAGCGUGCAAGAGCCUCACUCUCGGAUAUUUCCAGCCUGGAUGAUAUUGAGGGGCUAAGUGUUCGCCAGCUGAAGGAAAUACUUGCUCGUAACUUCGUGAACUACUCGGGAUGCUGUGAAAAAUGGGAGCUGGUUGAGCGAGUGGGCAGGCUGUACAGGGAGAAUGAAGCAAACCACAGGACACAAGGGGAGAAGCCUCCGCUGAGUGACGAGGAUGACAGCCUCUGCAGGAUCUGCAUGGACGCGGUGAUAGAUUGCGUGCUCUUGGAAUGCGGCCACAUGGUCACCUGCACCAAGUGCGGCAAGCGCAUGAACGAAUGCCCCAUCUGCCGCCAGUACGUCGUGAGAGCGGUGCACGUUUUCAAGUCAUGAGUGGUACAGACGAUGGCUGCGGGCUGCCCACUGUGCUUGCUGCUCGAGUGGGGUGCUGGCCAUGGCAGUCACCACUGGAGACUCUGUGGUAAACCUCAGUUUCAGUAACUCAUAGCAUUUGGAACAGAAGCUUAGGAGCUUGACCACUCUGGCGGUCGGAUGCCUUGUUGAGGAUAGAGCUGUGUGAACUGCAUUAAACCAGAAACUGUUUUGAGUCAAACUUGCAGCAGCAGAUCUAGUACAACUCAUUGCUCUCUUCUGAAGAAUAGCACAUAUUGAAGGGUCAGGGUAGAACACUGCCUUUCCCAGCAGAAGAGAAAAUAGGACGCUGUCCAUGUGCAUUUCAAGUCAGCGCAUGGUCCCAUGCACCAGCCUACUGCACUCUCAGUGGAAUGCAACUGGACUCUUUCCUGCUCAGAUGUGCCCCCACACCCUCCAGCAGACAGAUGGGCGAAUGUUUGUGGCAUGAGGUCUCGUAGCCAGGUCAUUCUAUAUGUAUUGAAGUGCAGUGGCCUUAAUCCUACUCUCUAAAUACUCUCUACCCAGUAUUUGACACGAGAGGGAAUGUGUGGGGUUUCCUGGUUCAAAAGCCCAUUUGUGACUGUUCCUAUCUAAUAUUCCGGAAAAAUUUUGACAAUGCAUAUAAGCUAAUGUGAUUGCUCAGUAGCUGCAUUGAAGUUCAUAUUCUCCUGAAUAGGGACUAAGGCCCAGCAUAUUUACAACUGAUGCUAAGCCGCCUGCUUAAUAGGAAAGCCCUUCGGAGCUUUCUUGCAUAUUAGUCCCACUUCAGUUUUCUAGAAGGUACUUUAGCUAAGGUAGCAUCCGGUGUGAAUGACUGGAAGUGCAGCUGUUUCAGGGUCUGGUUGCAGGAUGUGUCUUUAGCAGUGGCACUCACUGGGUGGGAGCCCCACUCCAUGAUGGCUGUGGGGAAGGGCAAGAUGUACAUAGUCAUUAGAGCCUUAAUUUGACCACUUGCAUUUUGGAGCUGAGGGAAGCAUUUGAAAGCAGUAGCUAAAUUAAGGAAAGGGAGAGCCUCUACCAGUGAAAGUCACAAUGUUUUGGUAGAGGCCCCGCAUCUUCCUGAUGUACUGCCUACCUUAAAUGUGACGAUGGCAAUCCUACCAAGUCCAGAAUGUCCCACAAAGAGGUGCCAGAGUUCCUUUAUUGCACAAUAGACAAGUAUUACUGCUUUGCAUCUGAAAAGCAGUGCUCCAACAUAAUUGCACUGCUUGUGUGAGUUAAAUACCCUGGAAGGCUCGAAACUGGCAUUUCUUAGCCUCCAGCCAAAACAGAUGAGAUGAUUUUUCAUACUUUGAAAUUGACUUAUUUUUCAGAAGGGAGCAAGACAUUAUGGCUUUAUUUUUAGAAAGAUCUUUUUAAAGGUGCAGAAAAUCAAAUGAUCAAGCCCUUGUUCAGGGGUAGAUGCCUCACCAGAACGUAGCAUAUCCAUAACAUUCUGAACAAUGGCUAUUGACUUAAUAAACAUUUUGUUAACUGGC
Varanus komodoensis (Komodo dragon) is the source of this 2668-nucleotide messenger RNA. It is a transcript of the gene RNF34, whose product is annotated as ring finger protein 34. The record is from RefSeq and is a predicted model, not a curated record. The transcript has 6 exons. Gene Ontology annotation, biological process: proteasome-mediated ubiquitin-dependent protein catabolic process; protein K48-linked ubiquitination; negative regulation of extrinsic apoptotic signaling pathway via death domain receptors. Gene Ontology annotation, cellular component: plasma membrane; cytoplasm. The coding region runs from base 102 to 1169 and encodes 355 amino acids. Gene Ontology annotation, molecular function: ubiquitin protein ligase activity. NCBI's taxonomy places the organism in Eukaryota, Metazoa, Chordata, Lepidosauria, Squamata, Varanidae.